UCUAUCCUCUGCAUCUCUCUAUCUCACUCGCUAUAUAUAGUUAACACACAUGCCACUAACCGGAUACAAAGAACUCACUUCCUCCAUUAAAAAGCUUUUCUUCGUUAAGAAGAAGGAGAAAAUAACGUAACAGAAGUUUAUCAUCAUCAUCAUCAUCAUCAUCACCAUGUCUAUUUCUUCCGACAACAAUAGCGUACCAAGACUUGUAAUCAAGAAAGUUCUAGCAAAGCUUCAGAAGGAAGGUGAAGGCGCUAUCGUUAGAAACGGCAUCACAGAGAUUGACCAGAAGUUACUGGACCCGUUCGUGUUGCUAGUUGAAUUUUCCCUUUCACUCUCAGCUGGAUUCCCAGAUCAUCCUCACAGAGGUUUUGAAAGUGUUACAUACAUGCUACAAGGAGGUAUCAUUCACAAAGAUCCCAAAGGUCAUAAAGGUACAAUCCAAGCCGGAGAUGUUCAGUGGAUGACAGCAGGAAGAGGAAUCAUUCAUUCCGAAUUUCCGGAAGAAGAAGUCAACAAUGGUUUUCAGCUUUGGAUCAAUCUCCCUUCCACGGACAAAAUGAUUGAACCAAAAUAUAAAGAACUCUCAAGUUCAGACAUCCUGCGAGCAGAAGAAAAAGGAGUAGAAGUCAAAGUCAUAGCCGGAGAUUCAAUGGGAAUCAAAUCUCCAGUCUACACAAGAACACCAACAAUGUUCCUUGACUUUACCCUCAAGCCAGGAUCUCAAACCCACCAGACCGUUCCAGAAUCAUGGACCACUUUCGCCUACAUUAUAGAAGGCGAUGAGGGUGUGUUCGGUUCGUUGAACUCUUCCGCUAUAUCCGCGCAUCAUGUUGUUGUGUUUGGACCAGGGGAUUUAGUUAGCGUGUGGAACAAGUCAACUUCGAGGUCGUUGAGGUUUCUGUUGAUUGCAGGGGAACCGAUCGGUGAGCCUGUGGUUCAGUGUGGUCCGUUUGUGAUGAAUUCGCAGGCGGAGAUCGAUAUCGCUUUUGAUGACUAUCAGAAUGCUAAGAACGGGUUUGAAAUGGCCAAGUGUUAGAGGUCACAGUGAAAAGAGUUUGUAAACAAAAACCAUAUAGGUUCUUUUGGGUUUUGUUUUCUUUAUUUCACAUUCAAGAUGAGAUCAAUGUUAGGGGCUAUAAUAACAAUCCUCUCUUUCAGACAGUCGAUUAGACUCGAGAUUGUAUUACACCAUUCAGCUUUGAUUACAAAUGGAUCAGAGAAAGCUUGAGACAAAUAGAAACAUGUUCACAA
Molecule: messenger RNA, 1251 nt
Organism: Arabidopsis lyrata subsp. lyrata
Lineage: Eukaryota; Viridiplantae; Streptophyta; Magnoliopsida; Brassicales; Brassicaceae
Product: pirin-1
Exons: 6
Coding region: 167-1036 (289 amino acids)
Source: RefSeq, a predicted model, not a curated record